Xiphophorus maculatus (southern platyfish) is the source of this 3397-nucleotide messenger RNA. It is a transcript of the gene psmd5, whose product is annotated as proteasome 26S subunit, non-ATPase 5. Gene Ontology annotation, cellular component: cytosol. Bases 63 to 1577 code for a protein of 504 amino acids. The record is from RefSeq and is a predicted model, not a curated record. The transcript has 10 exons. Gene Ontology annotation, biological process: proteasome assembly. NCBI's taxonomy places the organism in Eukaryota, Metazoa, Chordata, Actinopteri, Cyprinodontiformes, Poeciliidae.
CGUGUGAGGCUAAUGUGACAUGAAGAAGAAGCGGAAGUCGUGGAUUCCAAACAGACACAAUCAUGGCGGCCACCAUUCAAAGUUUGCUGGAAGAAAUAUCCGGAGUCGAAGACCCAAUUGAAGAGUUGCAGAGCUUAAAAACUGCUUUGUUGUCUAUUCCAGUCAGCGCCCUGAGAGACGUCCUGAGCGGACAGCGUUUCGAUGUGAUUUUCUCUCUGCUGAACACUAAUGAAAGGGAGCAGGUUGAUCUGUGUGUGGACAUUCUUGAACGCAUCCUACUAGCCCUCAGUCCUUUGCAUUUGGUGCAGAACUACAGAGAAAAGCUGCAAGAGGGUUUGAGCCAUCCUAACGACACAGUGAAGAUAUUGGCCUUGACACAGAUUGGCAGGGUGGUGGAGCACCCAGAGGCCGUCACACAAAUCCUCAACAAUCAUGACAUUUUACGGGCGGUGAUCCUUUGCAUCGGUGAGGAGAAAAUUGCUGUAGCAAAACAGGCAAUUCAGUCCCUUUCUAAAAUAAGUCACUCUAAGCCUGGAUUAGACAAGUUAUUUCAGAGUGAUCUCCUUGAAGUCAUGAAGGAAGUGAUGGACAAAAACGACAUAAUCAGAUACAGAAUAUAUGAGCUGGUGGUUGAAAUCUCAUCUUUUUCUCCAAUUUCUCUCGGUUACUGUGCCAACAGCGGCCUCAUUUCCCAGCUGCUCAGCGAGCUGACUGGAGACGAUGUCCUAAUCAGGGCCACAUCGAUUGAGAUGGUGACCACUCUGGCUCACAGUCAGCAUGGUCGCCAGUAUUUGGCCCAGCAGGGUAUAAUGGAUAAGAUUUCCAACAUGAUCAGAGGAGCCGAUAUGGACCCGUUUUCCUCCCUCUACCUUCCAGGUUUGGUGAAAUUCUUUGGGAACCUGGCCAUUACAGACAGCCCCCAGCAGGUUUGUGAAUCCUACCCGAUCUUCUUAAACAAGGUGUUCGACAUGGGCAUGGAUUCGGACCCCGUCAUGAUCGGAGUGGCCCUGGACACUUUGGGAUUACUUGGUUCUACAGUCGAGGGGAAACAGGUUCUCCAGAAGAUGGGAGAAAACUUCAAGUCUGUGUUUUUGAGAAUCAGCCAACUUGCUGGUUCUGGAGCUACUGAGCUCAGAGUUCGAAGCUUGGACGCCAUAUCACAGCUGCUCACCCUUCAGCCGGAGCAUCAAACAGAAGACCUUUUGUCCCUGACAGAGUCCUGGUUCCACCUUCUGUCUAAGCAGCCAAUGGAUAUGAUUCGCAACAUCAGCACUCAGCCUUUUCCAGAGCUGCACUGCGGGGCUUUGAGGAUCUUCUCUGCCAUUGCAAGCCAGCCGUGGGGUCAGAAGAUGAUGGUUAACAGUCCCGGUUUCAUGGAGUUCAUUUUGGAUCGCUCAACUGGCCAAUCAAAGGAGGCGAAAGAUGCCAAAUUUGAACUGGUGGGAUCUCUUCUGGGCUCAUCUACAGCAUCAGAAAUACUGGGCAGUCAAAACUACAUCCGCCUGAAGACAUAUCUGAGUGAAGGACCCUACUACGUAUCAGCUGUGGCCUCCGUCAGCACAGAAGGAGCAGACUAAUUCCUCGGCAUACAUACUAGGCUUUAUUGUUUAAAUAUUGCUGAAUUAAUUGUUAACAAAACACCUCAUUUUGAUACCUAUUUGGUUUAAAAAUAACAGAUUUUUUUGGCUUAAAUUGGCAGACAUACCAUGAAUCCCGAGAAAAUAACAUAUUACAAAUAAAAGACUAUUAGCCAUUGAAGCUGUUUAGAUACUUUUAGAGAAAUAAUUGGAGUAAAAGUACUUGAAUUACUUUAUAAAUUUAAAAUGGUAAUAGCAGGGAAGCAAAAAGCAAAUUUUCAUGUUUUUAACCACUUAGUUAAGCAAUAAACCCUACAAUAUGUCAGAUAUUACAAGUUUUUCAUCCAGACACAUUGUUCAGUUUUUUUUCUACACUUUAAACUUUGAACUUAUGACAACAUCACUGCUCUCCAAAGGUAUGUUUCUUUUUGUGUCAGUGAUUUUUUUUUUUAUAAAUGUUUACAGAUAUAUAUUUCUUUACCUUUCCUGUAUAGAAAAACAAACCAAGAACAAAUAAAUUUGGUUUGGGAGAUUCAAAAUAACAUUCUUUGAAAUUAAAUUUUAAGAUAAGACAUAACUUUAUUAAUCCCCCAUGGGGGGAAAUUACAGAAUUCAAAUGAUUUAAAGCUAAAUUAUUUAUAUUUGUACUUCUAAAUUAAAAUGAGAAUCCUUACCAAAUGGAAGCAUAUAGUACAGUAGCAGUCUGUUCUAUUUUAAACCUUUGUCUGUUCAAAAUUAAAUUAUCUCAUGUUCCAGAAAUGCUGCAGCUUCUAGCAAUCCCACUAUCAAGAUGUAUUUUCCUGUUGAGUUUUCAGUGACUUAAUAUUAGAUUUAAAAAAAUCCAUCUCAUCUUUUAGAUGAGAAUGGAGAUAGUAAAAUGGAGAAAAUACAUAGUUGUGUAAAGCUGCUCAAGUCGACGGUCUUCAUUUGUGUAUCUAUGGCACAUUAUUUGCAUAAAUGUGCAAUGAUAUGCAAAUGUCUUGAGGCACUUUAUAUAUUCUCUUCAAAUGUUAGACUAAGACACUAAGAGUCAAGUACAUGAAAUAUUCUUUAUGUACCAUCAACACAAAUCAAUUGAUUAAAUAUUUGGUAUGCAGUAAAAUGAUUCUCAGGUUGCGGAAAAAGACUUAAGGGCAAAAUCUUCGUCCUUUUAUGCAAAAUAAAAAAUAAUAAAAAAGAACUAAUUACAGGGGAACAAUUUAAAUGGUUAGAUAAAAGGACUUAAUUAAAGUUCAGCACUAAGUCCGACUUUAAUUAAUUGCAGCUUCUGGAGGCCUCCCAGAAGCUGCAGUCUGGCCAUUAGUCAUGGCUGCAAUUUGCAAUAGUGGAGCAUUCCUUCGCUAUAACAGCCAAAGGAUUUGCUACUAAAUAUUGACACUAAAUGCUAUUUAUGGUAAAUAACUGAUGAUUGAACAUCUUACAGGUUGGCCUACAGUAAUUUGAUGGGGUUGAAUCCUUUUUGGUGCAAUUAUUAAUAUAUCUGGUAUAAAAUAUAUAGGUUUAGAAGUUAUUAUUGUAAUGUUCUAAGUUCUGAAAAUUAUGUUAAGCAGUUCAAGCAAAAUCUUAAACUGUGCAUCAUAAUCAGCAAAAUGGUGGAAUUUUAAAAGUAAUGUCUAAAAGUUGUUUAACAUUACUUUUCGUUUUGCAUUAAAUACCUCGUCUGUUUGUAGUGAAUCAGUCCUAAACAAAGCAUAUUAAAAAAAGUAUAGCUUGCUUACAGGUCUGGAAAAAGUUAAGAGCCUUCUGCGCUGAACCCCAUUGAAAACAUCCUAGUUUUUCCACCAAAUAUUGAUUUUUGAACUCUUCCUAAUUUAAAACAU